AUGAGGUUUUCCUUGAAUUAUCUAGUUCUUUUUGCUUUGAUUUUCUCUGUAAGUGGGGCUGAAAAUGAGGAAGUCACUAUAGAGGUUGUAGAAAAGCCAACAGACUGCGAACGUAAAUCAAAAGACGGAGAUCUCUUAGCCAUGCAUUAUACCGGCCGUUUGGAAAAAGAUGGCUCGAUUUUUGACUCCAGUCAUAAUCGCGGGCAGACGUUUGAUUUUACUCUUGGUAGAGGUCAGGUAAUUCAAGGCUGGGAACAAGGUCUUAAGGACAUGUGCGUUGGAGAGAAAAGGAAGCUUAGGGUUCCUGCACAUCUUGGUAAGUUAGUAGUCGACUUUGUUCGAACGAUCGAUCGAAACGCGACUCGUGUAACGGAAUGUGACGUUCAGAAAGCUAGAAUGUUUCGUCUAUGGCACGCACAUUUCAUUUGUCUGUACGACCAGCUUACAAUUGAGCGUAACUCUAAAGCUAAAUUAUUUCUUUGAAGACUCGAGAGACUGAAUAGAAACAGUGUUAAGGAAAUUUUUCUUUGUGCUGUAGCUUGAAAAGAACAGGUCACAUAAAGGCCCUUUGUUAGCUGUAAGCGUAUCUUCGAUUACCGUUUACCGUUAUGGCCAGCUUUCUGUAUAGUCCCUAGAAUAAAAAAAAAUAUUCAUUCGAAAAGAAUAUAAUGAGUAGUCAUAAGAAACAGAGCUGUUUUGCCAAACUCCCCCACCCCCCUCCCCAACCCCUUUCCAUCACUGCAUCACUGCUGUCGAGUCAACCUUAUCAGCGGUCACGCUAUAUUAAACAGUGACUUUCAAAAGUCUAGCAUGCCAAGCGCAGGGAGAAAUGCAAUGACCGGAAAUAUGUCUGUGCUUCACAGGCUAACAAAAGUCUCGUGUAGACUCGACUUUAUUAAACAGUCACUGUCAAGAUGUACCAGGUCUAUGGGCUGCAGACAUUCUUUUGGCUUGUCAUGCAGGAACCAGUGACCAACCAUUAAGAACAUAUGCAUGGGAGGCUGAGACAGAGACUGUUGGGUGGCAUUUUUACAUAUGGAAACAUUUUAUGCUCUGUAACUUAAAGUAAAUAUUUCUGACUUUCAUGUUGUAUGCACUAUGUUUGUCAGGUUACGGCGAUCAAGGAGCUGGCAGUGUGAUCCCACCAGGGGCAAAUCUUUUGUUUGAUGUGGAACUGAUAGAAAUAAAAGAGGGUGAUAGCGAAGAAGAAGGGGAUCAGGGAGGGUCCCCCCCAGAUGUGUUUGGGAUGAUCGACAAGGACAAAAACAAGGAGCUAAGCAUUGAGGAAGUCAAAGAUUACCUGAAAGAACAACAAGGAUUCCCAAAUGAUGAUGAAUCCAACCAUGAAACUAUUUUAUCCGAAAUUUUUGAACAUGAAGAUAAGGAUAAAGAUGGAGUUAUUUCAUAUGAAGAGUUCACUGGACCAAAACAUGAGGAACUUUAGAUUCUUAUUUAUAAGAAAUAAUAGCAAAAUUUAGCUGUUUUUAGUGUUGCAUUUUUCUUGAAAAUGAAGGAGUGUCUAUAUCUCUCCAAGCAAAGAUAGUCAAUGUUUGUUAUAAAAUAAUAAAAUUUCGGACAUGACAU
Molecule: messenger RNA, 1584 nt
Organism: Porites evermanni
Lineage: Eukaryota; Metazoa; Cnidaria; Anthozoa; Scleractinia; Poritidae
Source: the annotation of a GenBank genome assembly